Messenger RNA from Scleropages formosus (Asian bonytongue), 955 nucleotides. RefSeq names its product BTB/POZ domain-containing protein KCTD21-like. Gene Ontology annotation, molecular function: protein binding. The transcript has a single exon. The record is from RefSeq and is a predicted model, not a curated record. Gene Ontology annotation, biological process: protein homooligomerization. Bases 103 to 942 code for a protein of 279 amino acids. NCBI's taxonomy places the organism in Eukaryota, Metazoa, Chordata, Actinopteri, Osteoglossiformes, Osteoglossidae.
AAGAGAUGAUCAUGUUUUAGGGUCGGUUUGUGCUCCUCCUGCUCCCUUACGCCAUUUACCACGCUGGCGGACGGCUCGUGCCACACUUACUGCGGAGACGACAUGCUGCAGCAGCAGAACGGCGAGAGCGCGCGUCUCCGGGACCCCGUGUGCCUCAAUGUGGGAGGAGAGGUGUACACCACCACGCUGGACACACUGACCCGCUGCAGGGACUCUAUGCUGGGGGCCAUGUUCACCGGGCAGAUGCCCCUGCUGAGGGACCAGCACGGCAACUUCUUUAUCGACCGCGAUGGCAAGGUGUUCCGCUACAUCCUCAACUACCUGCGCUCCAACAGCCUCGACCUGCCCGACGACUUCAAGGAGAUGUCCCUGCUCAAGCGGGAAGCGGACUUCUUUCAGAUCGGGCCCCUGCUCGAGGAGAUCCGGCAAUACGAAGCAGGUCCGCGGGGUGCCGGCUGGCGAAGCGCCGUGCUCAGCGCCGAUGUCGACUGUCAGGUACGCAUGCUGCAUUUCAACCUGAAACGCGGGCCGGAGAACUACGAGCUGCGCUCCUGUGCCGUGCGCGUCUACUCGGCCAACGUCUUCUGCACGGCCGGCGCCUUCGUCCAGUUGCUGUGCGCCCGCUUCCGUUACCGUGCGCCGGACGGGGCCGCGAACCCGCGGCCUGCCCUUGGAAGGCCAAACUACAUGCGGCUCGAGUGGGUGCCCCGGCCAGAGGAGCUGCCCCAGGACUUGUACGAGAAGCACGGGUUCCGGGAGCUGGGCCUCACUUCACCCGGGACGACCCCCGAUUCCUCGGCCGGCGGCGCGAUUCCAGACACGAGCGCCUUCGUCGAGGAGCUCCUGAAGAUCGCUCUGGCUGAAGGGUUUCGCGUGGACUCCGUGUUGCCCGACCCCUCGGACAUACUCGCCUGCCGCUCUCUGAGAUUCGUCAGGUACUGACCCGCUGGCGACA